This is a messenger RNA of Pelmatolapia mariae (spotted tilapia), 5669 nucleotides long. It is a transcript of the gene slc16a5a, whose product is annotated as solute carrier family 16 member 5a. Lineage: Eukaryota; Metazoa; Chordata; Actinopteri; Cichliformes; Cichlidae. The transcript is spliced from 5 exons. Gene Ontology annotation, cellular component: plasma membrane. Gene Ontology annotation, molecular function: monocarboxylic acid transmembrane transporter activity. The record is from RefSeq and is a predicted model, not a curated record. Gene Ontology annotation, biological process: monocarboxylic acid transport; transmembrane transport. Bases 227 to 1849 code for a protein of 540 amino acids.
AUCUCCGUGACGAGCACACCCGCGGACUGCUGCUGCUCCUCCGGCAGUCACCGUGUAGAGACGGCGCCCGUGGAGCUGCCUGAAAACCCGGACACGGACGACCAGAAUCGGCUCAAAAACAAGGUCUCCAUAAAGGUUACAGCAGUUUCAGUGACAUGGACAGCAAGCGCAAUCACACACCCUCCAGAACUAACACAGGAGCCUUGCCUGAACUGCCAAGCAGAAAAUGACUCAGAGAAAUGGAAUCAGCGGGACGAGUGAUCGCAUCCUCCAAUCGGAGGCCUCCAAGGUUUUCCAGCAGGCCAACGGUAUGGACCACGAGAAAAUCCAGGAGGCCGAUGAUUGUGAAUUGGAGGAGAGGGGACAGGAAGGAGGGCGCCGAGUAUCCGUGGCUGUAACAGGAGCAGUCGAAGCUCCAGAUGGCGGCUGGGGCUGGAUGGUGCUGGUUGCCACCAUACUUGUCCUGGCUUUGACACUGGCAUUUCCCUCCUGCGUGGGAAUCUUCUACACUGACUUGCAGAAUGAGUUCCACGCAACCAACAGCGAAACCUCCUGGGUGCCCUCCAUCAUGACGUCAGCGCUUCAUGCAGGAGGUCCCUUUUGUAGCAUGUUGGUGGAGAAACUUGGCUGCCGAACGACAAUCAUGUUGGGAGGGGUCCUGAGCGGGGUUGGAAUGGCUGCCAGCUCAUUUACCCAGUCGAUCACUGAGCUUUACAUCACCGCCGGGGUCAUUACAGGUCUUGGUUUCUGCUUCAGCUUCCAACCAGCCGUGACAAUCCUGGGACACUACUUUGUGCGUCGCCGUGUAUUUGCCAACGCCAUGUCCUCCACGGGCACCGCCUUGGGACUGUGCACUCUGCCUGUCCUGGGAAACUACCUCCACAUAGAGUACGGUUGGAGGGGAAGUUUUCUCAUUCUGGGGGCCGUCCUGCUAAACUGCUGUGUGUGUGGAGCUGUGAUGAGGCCCCUCCAGCCCAAAAGGCAUCGUGGCCAGCCGCUGAUGAACCACGGACCUCCUCCGCCAGACGAGAAUAGUGACAGCAAGGAAAAAGGGAGGGUGAGGACGAUUUGGAGCUCCAUGUUGGCUUUCCUGAGCAAACACAUGGCCUUCAAUCAGUUCUGCAACAACUUGCGCUACCGCGCGUACUCCAUCGGCAUCACGUGGAUGAUGCUCGGGUUUGUGGUACCUCUGGUGUAUCUGGUUCCCUACGCUACAGCAAAUGACAUGGAGCCGAGUCAGGCUGCGUACCUGCUGUCCAUCCUGGGGAUCGUCAACAUCGUGGUGCGGCCACCGUUUGGGAUCGUCUUUAACUUGCCAUGGUUCAAAGGGCGACACGUUUACGUGUUUUCUGCAGCUUUGCUUGUCAAUGGGCUGAGUAACAGCAUCUGCUGCAUCGGGCCCAGCUUCCAUGUACUGCUGGCUUACGUGGUGAUCUACGGGCUUUCCAUGAGCGUGGUGGGCUCCCUGAUGUUUACUGUCCUCAUGGAUGUAGUGGAGAUGAGCUGCUUUCCCUCAGCCCUUGGCCUCCUUGCUGUCAUGGAGAGCGUCACGCUGCUCAUCGGGCCUCCGCUGGCAGGAAUCCUGGUUGACAGAAUGGGCCACUAUUUCCACGUUUUUUUUGCCUGCAGUGCCGUUGUUGCCUCAUCCGCCGUGUUCCUUAUGGUGUCGUUUUGCUGGCUGGAUAAAAAGGAGAGGAAGGCGCUGAAUCAGGUGAAGCCACCCACGACGCCCGACCCGGCGGCACCCACGAUUGACAUCGUUCCUGGUUGCCAGUACAGCAGCGUGUCCACAGAGGGAGAUAAAGACAAGGCCUCGGCUAACGGGGCAGAGUAUAUCACCAGCGUCUGAACCUGCUUACACUGUGUGUCACCUUUUAGCACACGUCACACCCUCGGUCAGACUGUUCUGCAAAUGAUUCCUAAUAUUUGCGGCCGCUUGCCUGGUGCGCCAGAUGUUGUGAGGUUUACUUUUCUGUGGUUAAAAGACAGCACACAUCCUAACAUCUGGAGCACCAUAAAAGUCUGAACAAAUAGUACGAAGAGUUUGCACUGUUUGACCAAGGUUGCAUACCAAAAUCAGGAGAUGUGCACUUAAAAACCACAACGUGAUUGUACUGUUUAUUGUAAAAUGCUGCUGAUUUUAUCUACACAAUCUAUCACACAUGAGGUAUAUCACUCUAUCAAGCCAAGAUACGUACAUAAUCCCUCAUUAGAGAAAUCCAAUCUUUAGUCGAUGUUUGCUGGAACAGUGUUUUUCAAUGGUGUGUUAGUAUACGAUGAGCUUACAGACACAGAGAGAGCAGAUACUGUUGAGCAGUGAAACAGAAAUGAAGGGGACGGUGCAGUAAUAUCAGUGUGAAACAUUGUGGAGCAGCAACCUAGUGAGGCCUUAUCAAGAGUUAAAGGGGACAUGUUAUGUUUUGUUUUUUUUCUGUUUCCUGUCAUGUUACAGUGGUAAAUAGUUGUUAAAUACAGCCGGAACCAAUAGCCAAAAAAUUUGAGCUUCAUCCAGAUCUUUUGAACAAUGUUUCCCACACCUAGACUUCACUUGGGUGUGCCAAAAAGGGUAUAUGUUGCAAUUAAUUUUUAUUUUUACAGCCAUCUAAGAUGACUAUCAAGCCACCUCACUCUUAUUUUGACAUUUCAAUCGCCGUUAAACAGCUAGCUCUGGUCCUUUCUCUACAGGCAAGCUGGUCAAACCAUUAUUCUGACAGGAGGUCAGAAUAAUGUUCUGCUCUGGAGCUCUUUCGCAGCCCCGAGGGGCAGCUCUAGUCGACAGUUGGUCACUAGAGGACAUUCCAGGCUCUGUUUGCCUAGGUAACUCUCUAAUGUAGACUUUAUGGGCCUUGCCUUGCCACAGGUGUAUAAAAUCAAGCACCUAGUCAUGCAGUCUGCUUUCACAAACAUUUGUGAAAGAAUGAGCUCAGUGCACUCCAGAGUUGUCUUGUAACAAGAUUCCUUCCUAAAUAUUCCACAAUCAAGUUUAGGUGAUAUAAUUGCAAAGUGGAAAACUUUAGGAACCACAGCAGCUCAGCCAUGUGACCAGGUACAGUUACAGAAAGGGGUUGCUGGGUGCUGAGGCGUAUACUGCGAGCUCCAAACCCUCUUUGGCAUUAACAUCAGCACAACAGCUGUGCACCAGGAGCUUCACAGCAUCUAGCAGCUCCUGUAGGUGUAAUGUGUAGGUGGAUCAGCACUUCUGUCCACGUACUGCGUCUAUCACCUCUCGUAUCAGUCUAUUCUGCAUUCUCACUCUUGUCUCAGCAGUUGCUUUAAUCGUUGACCGCAAAGUCAAACUUCUGAUUCGCCUGCAGUUAUUUCUCUUGUCUUCACAAGAAGUCGCUCAACGUCACUCAAUUUCUCAGUCUCUGCUUUCUGUGUGGGCGCCUCUUUGUAGACCAUCUCUCCGUGGGAUGAGGAACUUUCUUGAGAGCCAGCUGAUGGCUCGGUAUUUAAUGUCUCAAAGUGUGAUUGAUAUUAUUUAUUUAUCAGUUUAGAACAGCGUCCUUUCACCUCUUUCUCACCAAAACCAAGAAUAGAUUUUUAUUCUGUGGGAAACAUCGUUUUUACUUUAUGUAUGAUGUUAGAGGGGAUAGCCUGAAAGUAGUCUCAAGCACAGAGUUGUGGUUUUGAGCAUAGAAGCCCCACCCACUUCAGUUUCCAGCCAAUCAGUAGAAAGUUAGCUUACUGGGAGAGGAAUUAAAACACCUUCAUGUUUUUUGGUAAAGUACCCACAGAUUACUGAACACAGUGUACUUUAAUAGCAAUGUGAACAGCACAGUCAGACCUGUCGCUCACACAUUUUUAUCACUGAUACCUAAUCCAGAGUAAACAGGGGCGUGAAACGCUUUAAUGCCCUUCCGUGUCAGUGAAACUAAGCGAAAGCUGCACAGCAGAGUGUCGUGACACUCUUGUGGUUUGAAGGCAGAUAAUUUCAGGGGUGUGAAUACUUUUAAACAUGGCUGGUGCUAAAAAAAAAUGGCUGUAGCUCUGAAUGUGAGUUUGUGGUGACCUGUAGAGGGUGUACUUUGAUAAGUGAUUAAGAAAAUAAAUGAAUGGAUGAAAAUUUCAACAAAACUUCAGUUUAAUGCGUUAUUGGUUUGAGCACGCAACUGUUUUAUCAGUUGCUACUUUAGCUAUAGUUCAGCUGUAUUGAAAAACUCCAUUCAUCUAUUCUCCUUCACCUAUUCACUGGAAACUAUCACAGGAGAGGCAGGAAGUCAGGAAAUUUCCACAGCAUGUGAAUUUUUAGAAUUUUUGAAAUUUAUGUGCAGUUACUCAGUUUCCAUGAUGUGCAGUGCCUGACAUGGUGUUCAUGUGUCCUGCCAUAACUCCAGCCUUUCAUUCCUCCAAAUCAUAUUAAGGUUAGACUUUUGUUGGUGUUGGCUGUGCGCCAAAAUAACUCCUGAGAAGCUGCACCUGUUGGUCAGUGCUCACCUGAUUUAUGUCUGUACAGCACAAAAACACUGAUAAACACACAGUUCCAAAUAUUAAAGCCUCUGCCUUAUUAAAUUUAAGUUCAGUGCAUCUCCUACUCAGUAUGGUGUUUGAUAACAACUGAUUACUUACUGCAGCAUCACAUGCCGGCAUUGCCAACCUGGAGAACAGCCAUACUGAUUAUUUCAGCUUGUUUAAAAGCUAAUUACCAGGAGCGGUCUGAGCGAAACUCAAAAUUUAUAUCUUUUAAAAUAAACCACAACUAUACUUUACAAGUCCGUUUUUGUUGGUAGAAAGCGCCGAAUCAUGGCUGACUUUUUUUUGUUUUUGUUUUUUUAAUGAAAUGGGGUUUUUUUUUUAGCGGGAGUAAGUACCGUAUUUGUUUGGGUCUAUUUUCAGCUGCGGAUGAAUACAUGCUUGUGGCAAUGAAGGAACAUUUGAAACAGUGGAGCUAUAUCAGACUUGUAGCAUGAAUUUAUUGUUGCUUUUAGUCUUUUUAGUGGGUUAGUGGUUGGUUCACUGUAGGAAUGAUAAUGAUGAAAUGAAAAGGAAAGCAGACUGAUAACCCUGUGAGGUCUAAGUCAUCGUCGAUGGUGAGAAAUGACCCUGAUUCUGCAUUUCAAGAAUAAACAGGAGCUUUGUGUUUAGAGGUGCUUAGACCUCAGAGGGAAUUUUAACAAGGUGCAGUAAAGGAUAUAUUACUUUAUUAUUUUUCACUUCUUUAAAGAAGAAUCAUACAUUUUCUGCCCACCUUGCUGAGCUGUUUGGUUCACUCAACAUGGACCUAGAAAAUUGUUGCCUGCACUUCACUGUCAUAUAGCAAAUUAACAUGUACUGUAAUAGCAGUGAAUUAAUCAUGUUUUUCUUUUCUUGUGCUUGCUUUUCAUUCCUCAAUGCAACAGUGCCUUUUUACGUAGCUGCCGUGUUUCUUAAAAAUGACCCACACUGAUAAUUUCACGUGCUUUCAGAAACAAAGAAGCAGAUGAUUUCGCGUUUCACAUCAGAGAUUUGAAACAUUUCUUAGAAGGAAUAUUUCAAAGGCGCUGAUCACAGCUCACACUACAAGUACAAGCUAUUAUAACUGAGUAUUGAAUACACUUUUCAGGUAUAAACUGUAUUGCAGUAAACAAAGAUGUAAGCACCAACAGAGGAUUUAUUAGUAAUUUUUAGAUGCUUGUCUUGCUUUAAGUCAAAUAUCUUUAUUAUAAAUUCUUUAUUUAUAUAUUAUGAUU